AUGACAGAAGCAAGACAUUUACCUACAUUGAAAUAUGCACCUGCUAUACCAAAUAUGAUGGCUCUUGAAAAUACAAAUACUGAAGAUUUUGAUAAUGCUGUCAAAGUUAAAAUUAUAAAAGAAACAGUUGAAACUAGCCAAUCAGCUAUUUUAAGAUUAUUUCAAGAAAGAUUUCAAUCUUUUAAUAAUCCUAAUACCUAUGAAGCCCAAAUUCAUCUACUAUUAUUAGGUAUAGCAAAUAAUAAUGCACAAAUAUUAGGAACUUUUAAAACUCAUUUAUCAGCAGAUAUUAAUGAAUUUUUUAUUUUAUUAAAAAAUAUAUGGCUUGAGUGUUCUAGUUUAUAUGUAGAUCAAAACUCUGAUCAAGCACAAUCAAAGAAAAAAUUAUUUACAAAGCAAAAUAACAAUGUUCAAAGUUCACAGCCUGCUAGCAAUAUUCUACAAUUUAUGGUUUCACAACCAGCAUUCCCCUUAUAUGAUGAAAUGCAAAAAUUAUUUCAAGCUAUAAUUGAUAAACAAAAUACUAAAUAUAAAGCUAAGAUGGAAAAAUUGAAAGCUGAGUUUGAAUCAAAAAUGAGUCAACAACUCAAAAAAUCCCAUUCUCCAGUUUUACCCAAAGAUCAUAAACAAAUACAUGAAUUUUAUGCAGAUCAAAGAGAUCCUAGAUGA
Cetraspora pellucida is the source of this 669-nucleotide messenger RNA. NCBI's taxonomy places the organism in Eukaryota, Fungi, Glomeromycota, Glomeromycetes, Diversisporales, Gigasporaceae. The record is from the annotation of a GenBank genome assembly.